AGAUGUGCAGUGCAGGAUGUCGAUGCCGGUGCAUGCUGGGAAAAAAGACACCGUCUGCUGCCACCUAGUGAACCUCUUGACACGAUCCAUUCCACGUAACUGAGUUCAGGAAGUUCAUCAAACCCAUAAACUGUAGCUGGAGACGUGAUUUUACAGCUCCAUCUAUCGACACUCGUCUAUUAAUGAUACACAGAUCAUUUAGGAAGUGAACAGUCUUUUCUGCAAUCUGAUGUCCUUUUGUUUCCAGUCUCCAGCGUUUGGAAGAAUGUAAUAAACCCGUGGUUUCAACUUCUUCACCUUUGACAGUCUCUGGAGCAGGACCGAGUUCCACUUAAAACAUUAUCACCUGGUGAGAAAUGCAAAUGGCGGAAACACGUGGUGACAGGUAAAGCUGUUCAUUGAUUGAUUCAUCGUCGUCAUGGUAACCACUGUCAAGCCUCGGAAAUCUCGCGAGACUUUGUUGGACAGGAUAAUUUACAUCAUAUUUCAUUAUAAAUCUUGACUAUAGCAGUACACCCACUAACCGUACAAUACAUUUGUUCAUGUUUGCUCGUUUCUUCUUCCUUUUAUUUGCAUGAAAGUUCUCUAAACGUAGGUAUCGCGAGAUAUCGCGUAAAAUCGCGUCACGUGACUUGGAUGGAGAAUGGAGGGGUGUCGUCCGGGAAGACGAGCCACGUGACGUCGAGCUGUUGCCAUGGAGAUUUGGGUUGACUGAUGCACCUUGCGGAAGCGUGUGGAGCGGAGUCAGAGGUCAGUCCCUUCAGCUGCUGUGAGACGGCACAAUGCAGUUCAUUCCUCCUGUCAGCAAAAACAGGAUCGUAUCUACAUUUCCCAAGUGUUAUAAUCCACAAGCAUGUCUGCAGAUGAAGGAGGACUGGAGCGCUGAAGCUAAACUCGCUUUUAAAGACCGAGCCACCAGACAGCAUGGAUCGAAGAUGUCUAAAGUGGUGGUGGUGGGAGACCUGAACGUAGGGAAGACCUGCUUAAUUAACAGGUUCUGUAAAGACGUCUUCGAUCGCGACUACAAGGCCACCAUCGGGGUCGACUUCGAAAUCGUGAGAUUUGAACUGUCAGGGCUUCCGUUUUCUCUUCAGAUCUGGGACACGGCAGGCCAGGAGAAGUUCAAAUGCAUCGCUGCAGCGUAUUACAGAGGAGCUCAGGUCAUCGUCGCUGUAUUCGACAUGACGGACAUUAAAACGCUGGAACACACGAAGCAGUGGCUGAUCGAAGCGCUGAACGAGAACGAACCCAACUCCUGCUUUAUUUUCCUGGUCGGAACCAAAAGAGAUCUGAUGUCUCCAGAGGAAUGCCGGAGGACAGAGAGAGAUGCGGUAAAGAUGGCGGAGGAGAUAAACGCAGAGUUCUGGUCCGUCUCGUCCAAAACAGGAGAAAACGUGCAGCAGUUUUUCUUCCGUGUGGCUGCUCUGGCUUUCGAGGACUCCGUGGUGAAGGGGGCGGAGCUCUGCAGCGGCACAGCACGGAUUGGAGACGUCAUUAAGGUGGAUCACACUUCGGUGCGUUCUGAGGUGAAGGCAGAGAGGAAGAGCUGCUGCUGAUCUGAUGGAGAAGCUCCACACUGUAUCACGCUGAAGAGCUCAGACUCUUGAUUAUUUUAAAGGGAAAAACACAGAAUCAGUCACACACACACACACACACACACACACACACACACACACACACACACACACACACACACACACUGUACUGCUGAAGUGUUUCCUCCCUCAGUAUUGUGCUGCUUUAAUCACUGCCGCUGUAGAACUGAAUAGAGGGAAGAAAACACACACGACUGCCGCUUCACCACAUCACUACUUUCUUUCAGUAUUUUGUUGUAAAAGAUUGUAACUGAGCAGCUGUUUGAAGUCUUGUGAUCAGAUAUUAACGUGAAUUUGCAUUAUUUUACCUUUUUUACAACAUUAAAGGAAGAGUACUGUUUCUCUUU
This is a messenger RNA of Silurus meridionalis, 1942 nucleotides long. It is a transcript of the gene rab36, whose product is annotated as RAB36, member RAS oncogene family. The coding region runs from base 783 to 1556 and encodes 257 amino acids. Gene Ontology annotation, molecular function: GTPase activity; GTP binding. The transcript has 13 exons. The record is from RefSeq and is a predicted model, not a curated record. NCBI's taxonomy places the organism in Eukaryota, Metazoa, Chordata, Actinopteri, Siluriformes, Siluridae.